AUGGAGAAUAGUUCGAAUAGUGCACAACUCUCAUGUCAGGCCUUAUGUCAUGUUGCUACUAGCACAUCAGUUGACAUUCAUUGUAAGUUCAAGCAAAGAGGUGAUGAGGAAGAGUGUGAGGAAGACCUGCCUCUCCAGACAGAGGAGGAGUUGUGUGAUCCACUGCCAGUGUUCUCCUCUCGCUCUGCAUCUCCUGACAGCAUGGAGUCUGUUGGCUUCUUCACAUCUGCCUGCUCUUCACCAUCAGCUCUCUGCUCUGAACCCCCGUCUGCACAGCAAUCCAUCCUCUUAAAGCAGAACUCUUCUUCCAUGCCUAAAGAAGAGAAAAGUCAUUUCACAUAUGAGGACAAAACUCCCACAGACAUGAUCUCUGGCUGUCCUGAUCUAACUUUCACUCUAGAGGGCGCCACAGAGGUGUUAUCGAUCAACAGUCUGAGCAGGAAAAGCGGGGUUAAAGAUAAGAUCUUACCUAGUGUGGUAUCUGGAGUCUCACACUCAGCUGAGGGCUACACAAUAGAAGCUACACAUGCAGAGAGAAGGCUCUUGAGCACACUUAACCUUCACCCUAACUGCUACAGUAAUGAGGACAAUCAGUCAGUGUGCUCAAUUCCCGAGACCCCGGUGGAGAGUCAUAACUUUUUAUCACCCAAUCAUGAGAAGUUUACUUACCAUAAGACAGUGGAGGAUGCUGUUAGCAUUAAGUCAAAGAAUCUGACUGAGAAUGAAAAGUGGAUCAUUUCACCCACUAAACCAAAAACAGAAUAUGUUCACCUGCAGGAUUCAGAGGCAUCAGGAAUCUCCAGCUUUCUGGAACUAAAGCCCUUAAGGGUAGGCAACAUACUGGAAGUGGUGCAUUCCACGGACAAGAAUCCAUGA
Molecule: messenger RNA, 876 nt
Organism: Labeo rohita (rohu)
Lineage: Eukaryota; Metazoa; Chordata; Actinopteri; Cypriniformes; Cyprinidae
Exons: 6
Coding region: 1-876 (291 amino acids)
Source: RefSeq, a predicted model, not a curated record